Molecule: messenger RNA, 3241 nt
Organism: Erpetoichthys calabaricus (reedfish)
Lineage: Eukaryota; Metazoa; Chordata; Cladistia; Polypteriformes; Polypteridae
Product: kinesin-like protein KIF2A
Exons: 18
Coding region: 599-2827 (742 amino acids)
Biological process (GO): microtubule-based movement
Molecular function (GO): ATP binding; microtubule binding; microtubule motor activity
Source: RefSeq, a predicted model, not a curated record
AUGUUCACUGGAAUAUCCAGUGUGAAGUCUCCUAAUUUGUGUGUUCUUGCUUUGUCAUGGAAUGUCAUUGUAGCUGGAGAAGUAGGUUCCUGCUUCCUCACCCUGUAAUGAACACAAUAGGUGGAGAACAUAGAUAGGUAUCACAGAAAUGUAGUGUGAUUGCUGUUUCUAGGUGGGUUUGUAUGAUCAUUAAGUCUAGAUUUUCAGUUAAGUUUGCCUGGUAAUGUUAAUGUGAAUUUACAUCAGGGUCUCCAAGCCUGAUCUUUUUUGUGGAUAUUUUAUUUUUUAAGUAAUUGCAGACUAGUUUUGUUUGGUAGCAGGUUCUCAUAUCCCCCUAUCCAUUUAAAAAAAACUAAAUAUUCCUGGCUCACAGGGAGCUGUAACCUGUCCUAGCCCUGCUGUGUGCAAUGCAGGAAUUACCAUGGAUGGGACACCAGUCCAUUGCAGAUCUCACUCCCCUACAUAUCCACAUUCACAACUACUACUAGACAUAUUUAGAGCUACUAAAUAACCCAACAUGCUCAGCUUUGGGAUGUCCAUGUUGACAUUGGCUAGUCUGGCAGCAGCAUGGCAUCCUUUUUUAUAAACAAAACAUCUUAUGAAGUGUAUUUGUUUUGUAAAGCCUUUUUUAUCUCUUUUGAUUGAUAUUACAAGUAUAUUUGCAAUUAAUGCUGACUUUGCACAAGAAGAAGAGAAUGCAUCAAGUCCUGAGACCCCACCUCCUUCGACUCCAAUUUCUGCCAAAGUUAACAAGAUUGUCAAGAACCAAAGGGCUUUAAUUCCAAAUAAAAAUGAAACACCCACCAGAGAAAAUAGAGUUAGGACUUCUAGACCACGGCCCAGUCAGCCUCCAGAGCACACAGUACUUCCCACUAUGCAGCAGAAGCAACAUCAGCAACAAAGUGCUGCUCGUAAAAAAUCCAACUGUGUAAGGGAAGUUGAAAAGCUGCAGAAGAGGAGAGAGCGGCGGAGGGUGCAGCAACAAGAGAUGAGAGAGAAGAAAGCACAGGAGGUUGAUGCUACAAAUCCAAACUAUGAAAUAAUGUACAUGAUAAGAGAAUUUCGGGCAAGUCUUGACUACAGGCCACUAACUGAAGCUGAUCUGGUCAAAGAACACAGGAUAUGUGUCUGUGUACGGAAACGUCCACUAAAUAAGAAAGAAGCCACGGUUAAAGACUUCGAUGUUAUUACCAUCCCCAACAAGGACAUAGUGAUGGUACACGAGCCAAAACAAAAGGUGGAUUUGACAAGAUACUUGGAAAAUCAGACCUUCCGCUUUGAUUAUACUUUUGAUGACUCAACAACAAAUGAAAUGGUUUACAGUUUUACAGCCAGACCUCUUGUGGAAACCAUCUUUGAAAAAGGAAUGGCUACUUGUUUUGCUUAUGGACAAACGGGAAGCGGAAAAACACAUACAAUGGGUGGUGAUUUUUCUGGAAAGAGUCAGGAUUGUUCUAAAGGAAUAUAUGCAUUAGCUGCACAGGAUGUGUUUCUAAUGCAGAAGAAGCCUUACUACAAGAAACUUGAUCUUCAAGUGUAUGCAACAUUUUUUGAAAUUUACAGUGGCAAGGUUUAUGAUCUGUUGAAUCAAAAAACAAAGUUAAGAGUUCUGGAGGAUGGGAAGCAGCAAGUCCAGGUAGUGGGAUUACAGGAAUGUGAGGUGAAAUGCAUGGAAGAUGUUUUAAAGCUGAUUGAGAUGGGGAACAGCUGUAGAACCUCUGGACAGACGUCUGCCAAUGCUCAUUCUUCAAGAAGUCAUGCAGUGUUCCAGAUUAUACUUAGAAGAAAUGGAAAGAUUCAUGGAAAAUUUUCUCUAAUAGAUCUUGCUGGUAAUGAGAGAGGGGUAGAUACGCUGAGUGCAGAUCGACAAACGAGGCUUGAAGGUGCUGAGAUAAAUAAAAGUCUUCUGGCACUCAAGGAAUGUAUAAGAGCCUUGGGCCGCAACAAGCCGCAUACUCCCUUCAGAGCAAGUAAACUGACACAAGUGUUGAGAGACUCCUUCAUUGGCGAGAACUCGAGGACAUGCAUGAUUGCUACAAUAUCCCCAGGAAUGGCCUCGUGUGAAAAUACAUUGAACACUUUAAGAUACGCAAAUAGAGUGAAGGAGCUGACAGUGGACCCCACUGAAGGAAAGCCCAAUGCCAAUACUGUCAGUCAGUUUGAUGUUUUGGACACUCCUUGGGAUGUUCGAAGCUCAGCUCAUGGAGAUGAUCUAAAACUAUUCUCUGAACAAACUGAACCUGUAAAAUGGAUAGAGGGUGAAAAAACAUUGCUGGAAAUGACUGAAGAAGUGGACUAUGAUUUGGAUUCCUAUGAUAUGCCACAUGAAGAAAUUCUGGACCAGAACUUUGACAUUACAACUGAACUUAGAGAAAGCAUGGAGUUGCGUCAAAGAAGCUAUGAUUUAGGAGUUCAGAUUGGCUAUCAGCGUCGGAAUAAAGAUGUGCUGGCUUGGGUAAAAAAAUGCAAGAGAACUAUACGCAGGGAGGACUUGAUCAGCUUCCUGUAUGGUAAUGUUCCGCCUCUGAGGAGUUCUAAGGCUCCUUCAAGACUAGCUGUCAUGUCUCCGAACAGACCUCGUUCAACAGAAACAAGUUCUUCUGUAGAAUUUGAUCUUCAGUCUUGUCAUGAUGGCGAAGGUGUACACCCCACUAAGUUUUUAGACCAGCCUUUUCCUACAAAUAAAAAAGGGUUAAAAGGAGCUGGAGCCUAUUCCAGGUGUAUGAAGCACAAGGCUGGAAUCAAGCCCAGACAGGAUUCAAGUCCCUCACAGGGCACACCGGUGCACUCGCCCACAGUGACAAAACAAAGGGCCAAAAUAGAAUGAGUGUUCAACUGAACCAUCAUUUCUGUGCUGUGAGAGGAGAAACGCUACACAGUCACAACAGGCCAGCUUCACACAGACUGGGACUGGCCAGGAGUCAAAUGCAUGUUAAGAUGGUGAGGCGGUACCACUCUGAAAUUUAGUUGUUUUUUGUUUUGUUCACAUCAUGGAUGGGGAAACUUUUUUCAGAGAGAUUGCACUGAGGAGAUACUGAAAGUCUUCUUCACCUUGGUCAUGUUUAGCUGUGGCUUUACUCCGUGGAUGUUCCAGUUGAGCCACUUACAUGUUAAAACAAAAAACUGCUCCUUUUUGGUCAAAAACUCCAUAAAUGAAGUGGAGCAAUAUGGCUUUGUAAUGCAAAAGACUCCUGUUGGGUAUUUACAGAAAAUAAAAAAAAAUCAAUCUCUUAAAAUAUUA